ACAACCACGCGGUUUCUCUCUCUGUGACCAGACCAUCCCACUCUCUGCCUCAUACCCUACUCUUCUUGGUCUUUAUUCAUUAUUUUACUUUCAAUUUGACGCCUGAGGUCUUUGCCGUGCCACACCCAAGUAGAUUUGUCGGCCACUGAUCUUCCAAACCCAGAAUUUCAGUUGAUGGGUGUUGAUUUCAAUUCCAUUUCCUCUUCAACCCUCAAUCGUAUGGGUGUUUGUGAAUCAUCUCACAGCUCUGUCCAAUGAGAAUUCUACCAUUUUCUUGGCUCUUCUUGAUACCCUUUUUCACAUUCUUGGUUACAGGCUUGGUCUCCGGCCAAUGUCUCACCGAUCAACGAUCUUUGUUGCUACAAUUGAAGAAAACCCUCAAUUUCACCUCGGUAAGUAAGUUACGAUUGGUGAAUUGGACUCAAAGCAACGAUUGUUGUGGUUGGAAAGGUGUGACUUGUGAUCAAAGUGGUCAUGUUACAGGUCUCGAUCUGAACAGCGAGUCAAUCAAUGGUGGAGUCAACAAGAACAGCAAUCUUUUCAGUCUCAAGUUUCUUGAGAGGUUGAAUUUGGCUUACAACAGCUUAAACUCCACACCAUUUCCAUCCAGUAUCGGCAACCUCACCAAUUUGGUAUAUCUGAAUCUGUCCAACGCUGGUUUUUCUGGGCAGAUUCCAAUUGAAUUGUCGCACUUGACAAGGUUGGCUACACUCGAUCUAUCUAUUUUUUCUUUAUCUGGAAUUCUGUCCCUGCAAAUUCAGAACCCAAAUUUAUCAACCCUUCUUCAGAAUCUUACUGGACUUACAGAGCUUCGUCUUGAUGGCGUAAAUAUAUCGGCCCCAGGGAUAGAGUGGUGUCAGACUAUAUCAUAUUCACUGCCUAAUCUGCGAGUUUUGAGCUUGUCCAAUUGUGAUCUUUCUGGCCCUAUUGAUUCUUCUCUUCUAAAGCUUCGGUUUUUGUCUGAGAUCCAUCUGGGUUCGAACAAUCUCUCUGUUUCAGUUCCGGAGUUCUUUGCAAAUUUCACAAAUUUGACAGUCUUGAGUCUUAGUUCUUCUAACUUGGAAGGACCAUUUCCAGAAAAGAUUUUCCAGGUACCAACAUUGCAGACUCUGGACUUGGGAAACAACAGGUUUCUUAAUGGUUCUUUGCCAGAGUUUCUACAAAAUGGAUCCCUUCAGAGGCUUGUGCUUAGCAACACGAAUUUUUCAGGUAGAUUACCAGAUUCUAUUGGCAACCUAAGAAAUCUGUCCAGGGUAGAGCUUUCAGUCUGCAAUUUCAGUGGACGCAUUCCAAAUUCAAUGGCAAACCUCAGUCAUCUUGUUUAUUUGGAUUUCUCAUCUAAUAACUUUACUGGUCCAAUCCCAUCGUUUCAGAUGUCCAAGAAUCUCACCUACAUAGAUUUCUCUCAUAAUGCUCUAACAGGUCCAGUUCCUUCUAGUUACUUUGAAGGAUUUUCAAAUCUUGUAAAUGUCGAUUUAGCGUAUAAUUCAUUCAAUGGGAGUAUUCCCUUGUCUCUGUUUUACCUUCCAUCUCUGCAGAAAAUUCUGCUUUCCAACAACCAAUUUGGUGGUCAAGUUGCUGGACUUAAAAAUCGAUCAUUGUCUCCAUUAGAUACACUAGAUUUGAGUAGUAACAAACUAGAAGGGCCUAUUCCCUCAUACUUCUUUGAUUUCGGAAGGCUUGAUAUCCUCUCACUUUCUUUCAACCACUUCAGUGGCACCUUACAGCUAGAAAGGGUCCGAAGCCUGCAAAAUCUUACAAAACUUGAUCUUUCAUACAACAACUUGUCAAUCAAUGCAAGUGGCAGUAAUUCUAGCUUGUCUUCCUUUCCCCAUCUCAGCACGUUAAGAUUGGCUUCUUGCAAGUUGCAAAAAUUUCCUCCACCAAUGAACCUGUCAAGAACUAUCUAUUUAGAUCUUUCAGACAACCAAAUUUCUGGGGAAAUACCUGAUUGGAUUUGGAACAUUACCAGUGGAAAUUUAAUGUAUCUGAAUCUUUCUUGUAAUCUCCUAGUGGGAAUGCUGAGACAAUAUAGUUUUACUAGUCUUAAUGUCAUUGACCUACACUCCAAUCAGCUCCAUGGUGAAAUCCCAAUACCAUCACAAUCAGUUAUCUAUGUGGACUACUCAAGCAAUAAUUUCUACUCUUCUAUCCCGGCUGAAAUUGGAAACAACCUGACCUUUGCUAUCUUCUUCUCUCUUUCAAAUAAUAACCUCACUGGUGUCAUCCCUCUAUCAAUAUGCAACUCAAUCAACCUUCAAGUUCUUGAUUUGUCCAGCAAUAGAUUAAGCGGCACUAUACCAAAAUGUUUGAUUGAAAGUCGUUCUGCGACUCUUGGGGUACUCAAUUUGCGUAAUAACAAUCUUACUGGUAAUAUUUUGGGCACUUUUCCAGAAAGUUGUGCUUUAGAGACAUUGGACUUCAAUCGGAAUCUCUUGGAAGGACAUGUUCCACAAUCUCUGACCAAUUGUGCGAAGUUGCAGGUUUUAAACCUGGGUAACAACAACAUAAAUGAUAACUUCACUUGCUUCUUGAAGAACUCAUCCCAUUUGCGUGUCCUGAAUUUGCGAUCCAACAGGUUCCAAGGAGGCAUUGAUUGCGAAGGGGAGCAGAAAAAUAGCUGGCCAAAGCUUCAAAUCAUUGACCUGGCUUUGAACAAUUUCAGUGGUUUUCUACCUCAGGAUUGCUUCUUACAUUGGAAGGCAAUGAUGGUUGAUGGGGGUAAUGCACAAUCAAAACUCAAUCACUUGCAUUUUAAGUUCCUGCGGAUUAAUCCAUUCUACUAUCAGGAUACAGUGACAGUUACCAUCAAAGGGCAACAGUUGGAGCUAGUGAAGAUCUUAACUGUAUUUACCUCCAUUGAUUUCUCAAACAAUAUUUUCCAUGGAGAGAUACCAUAUACAGUUGGGGCUCUAAAAUACCUCUAUGUUCUCAACCUAUCACACAAUUUCCUUACAGGUGAUAUUCCACGAUCACUCGGAAACUUGACACAGCUUGAAUCAUUAGACCUCUCAAUGAACAAGCUAAGUGGAAGCAUCCCGCAGCAGCUUGCAAGUCUUACAUUUCUUUCAUUCCUGAACCUAUCAUUUAAUCAACUGGUUGGAAGGAUCCCAACAGGCACUCAAAUUCAAUCAUUUUCAGAAACUUCCUUCGAAGGAAAUGAAGGAUUAUGUGGGGCUCCCUUGAACACUUGCGUUGCACUGAUACCCUCAACAACACCGACCUCCAAUGAAUCGGGUUCAAGUUUGAUGACAGAGUUUGAUUGGGAAGUCAUAUAUACAGGCGUCGGAUUCGGGAUAGGUGCAGGACUCCUUGUUGGGCUACUUAUGUUCUGGGAACAGGGGAGCCACUGGUGCGACAAGCACAUUGAGAACUUUGCUUGGAUGAUUCUUCCAACUCUGGGCUUCAUUUUCAGCUGUUGCAAUGACGGGAAGGUAGAGUCGGAGGGUAACAUUGAAAACCCCUUAGAUGAGACAGGAGACUCCGAUGAAGAUGAAGAUGCAACUGAAGAUAAAGCAUUUAUGGGGCAGUACUGCGUGUUUUGUUCCAAACUUGAUAUCUGUUGGGAGAAAGUGAUACACAACCCAAAAUGCAGGUGUCAUGAAUCACCACCCAUUUCGACUUCUUCAUCAUUCUCUUCCUCUUCUUCUUCAUAGUGACUGAUUACCUAAUUUUCAUAUUCCUGUGCUCUUUUUCCGUUUCUUUUUUCUUCUCAUUUUCUUAGUGUAUAUAGGUUACAUAUAGCAUCAAGCCAUCAUCAACCCUUGAGUAGGGGUGGUGGUGAAAACAAAUGUUCAGAUGUCUCAGCUUAUCGAGAGUGGUUGAUUGAAGGUUGGAUUAUGGUUGUUAAUAAGUUGCUUUGGUGUGUCA
This is a messenger RNA of Camellia sinensis, 3870 nucleotides long. The record is from RefSeq and is a predicted model, not a curated record. Lineage: Eukaryota; Viridiplantae; Streptophyta; Magnoliopsida; Ericales; Theaceae.